UCCCAGUACCCAUAAUCCUAUGCGCUAUGCAGACGGUGACCCGGAAACACCGCCCCGCCACUUCCUGUAAACAAGGCUCCGUCCUCGGUCGGUUGAUACUAGAUCCAAGUGGCCUACACUGGCUCUUCCACAGAUACGGAGACAGUUCCACCGGAGGGAGAUUAUAUAGAGGAACACAGAGGUCUGUACAAGGACGUGAUGAUGGAGAAUCACCUGCUCCUCACAUCACUGGAUGGAUCCAGUAACAGAGAUACCCCAGAGAGAUGUCCCCGUCCUCUGUAUUCCGAGGACUGUACAGAGGAGAAUCACAGGAUCCCACAUGAGGAUCAGGUAGAACGUCUUUCUCGUAUAAAGGCAGAAGAUAUAAGGAGAGAAGAAGAGACGUAUGUGACUGAUAAUAAGUUAGAAGAUAUGGAGGGAGAAGAAGAGACGUUUGUGACUGAUAAUAAGUCAGAAGAUAUAGAGGGAGAAGAAGAGACGUAUGUGACUGAUAUGAAAGCAGAAGAUACAGAGGGAGAAGAAGAGAUGUAUGUGACUGAUAUAAAGGCAGAUGAUAUAGAGGAAGAAGAAGAGAUGUAUGUGACUAAUAUGAAGGGAGAAGAAGAGACGUAUGUGAGGGGAGAUCAGCAGUGUAAGGAGGGGAAAAUCCUUACAGAUAUCAGCACAGCAGAUGGACACACAAGCAGGAAUAUCUCAGGAGGAUAUCUAAAGUUAUCCCCGGAUUGUGACAUAAAAGAUAAUGACAGUAGACAGGAUUCUCCAGGAGCUAACCCCAUUACCCCAAUUAUUCAUCCAGCUCUAUCCGCUGAUCCCUCUGAUCCUGGGAAAUGUUCUCCUGAUCACUCUAAUAUUGGUGCAUCUGUUACAGCUCUGAGAGUAGAUUCAGUGUUUCCCUGUUCUAUAGAUGACAUAUGUUUUACACAGAACACAAACCUUAUUACUCAUCAGCCAGCUAAGGCAGAUGAGAGGCCAUUUCCAUGUUCUGAGUGUGGGAAAUGUUUUACAUAUAAAUCAUAUCUUGUUAGACAUCAGAGAAGUCACACAGGUGAGAAGCCAUAUUCCUGUUCUGAGUGUGGGAAAUGUUUUACAACAAAAUCAUUUCUUGCUACACAUCAGAGAAGUCACACAGGUGAGAAGCCAUAUUCCUGUUCUGAGUGUGAGAAAUGUUUUGCACAGAAAUCUGCUCUUGUUAUACAUCAGAGAAGUCACACAGGUGAGAAGCCAUAUUCCUGUUCUGAGUGUAGGAAAUGUUUUGCAACAAAAUCAUAUCUUGUUAGUCAUCAGAGAAGUCACACAUGUGAGAAGUCAUAUUCCUGUUCUGAGUGUAGGAAAUGUUUUGCACAGAAAUCUGCUCUUGUUAUACAUCAGAGAAGUCACACAGGUGAGAAGCCAUAUUCCUGUUCUGAGUGUGGGAAAUGUUUUGCACGAAAAUCAAAUCUUGUUACACAUCAGAGAAGUCGCACAGGUGACAUGCCAUAUUCCUGUUCUGAGUGUGGGAAAUGUUUUGAACAGAAAUUACAUUUUGUUAUACAUCAGAGAAGUCACACAGGUGAGAAGCCGUAUUCCUGUUCUCAGUGUGGGAAAUGUUUUUCAUCGAAAUCACAUCUUGUUAGUCAUCAGAGAAGUCACACAGGUGAAAAGCCAUAUUCCUGUUCUGAGUGUGGGAAAUGUUUUGCACAGAAAUUACAUUUUGUUACACAUCAGAGAAGUCACACAGGUGAGAAGCCAUAUUCCUGUUCUGAGUGUGGGAAAUGUUUUGCACAGAAAUUACAUUUUGUUACACAUCAGAGAAGUCACACAGGUGAGAAGCCGUAUUCCUGUUCUGAGUGUAGGAAAUGUUUUGCACAGAAAUCUGCUCUUGUUGUACAUCAGAGAAGUCACACAGGUGAGAAGCCAUAUUCCUGUUCUGAGUGUGGGAAAUGUUUUGCACGAAAAUCAAAUCUUGUUACACAUCAGAGAAGUCGCACAGGUGACAUGCCAUAUUCCUGUUCUGAGUGUGGGAAAUGUUUUGCACAGAAAUUACAUUUUGUUAUACAUCAGAGAAGUCACACAGGUGAGAAGCCGUAUUCCUGUUCUGAGUGUGGGAAAUGUUUUUCAUCGAAAUCACAUCUUGUUAGUCAUCAGAGAAGUCACACAGGUGAGAAGCCGUAUUUCUGUUCUGAGUGUGGGAAAUGUUUUGCACAGAAAUCAUAUCUUGUUAUACAUCAGAGAAGUCACACAGGUGAGAAGCCAUAUUCCUGUUCUGAGUGUGGGAAAUGUUUCGCACAGAAAUCAGCUCUUGUUACACAUCAAAAAAGUCACACAGGUGAGAAGCCAUAUUCCUGUUCUGGGAAUGGGAAAUAAGCUCUUGAUAAACAUGAGAGAAGUCACACAGGUGAGAAGCCAUAUUCCUGUUCUGUGUGGGAAAUGUUUUGCAUAUAAAUCAAAUCUUGUUACACAUCAGAAAAGUCACACAGGUGAGAAGCCAUUUUCAUGCCGUGAAAUCAAUUCGCUUUUGUUGAACAUAUUAGACAUUUCCCAAGUAUGUAACCAUUUAAAUCUUCUGGAGUAUAAUUAUCACUGUCAUGCAAUGUUCCUCAAGGGUCAAUCCUAUCUCCUAUGCUUUAUAAAAUAUACAUGCUACCACUGGGUGAUAUAAUCAGACAUCAUGGCCUGGUCUACCACUGCUAUGCAGAUGACCUGCUUUUUGCUCCAUGUACUGAGAACCUAAUACCAAUCCUAAAUGGUUGUCUAGCUGAGCGCCAGGGGUGAAUGAUGCCAGUUGGCUAUGACUCAGUCUUUGUGAAACAUAAUAGAAGCUCACCAACAAAGGACAAGACUACAGCUUUACCAACCAUCUGGAUUUAUGCUUUGGUGUUCAGAAUUGCAAAAUACUGAACAUGUGCUGAAUCUUUGUGUUGUCCUGGUAUGUGGCUGACACAUACAUCAGGUAUCUGCCACAUACUAAUCCUCAUUCUUCCAUCUGUGGACCGUAGCCAGAAUCAAGCACUUGAUUCCCUCAGAAGUUCAUAGACUACUGCAAUACCAUCUACCUGGGUCACCCAGCAAAAGAAUUACAGAGCUUGCAGCUAGUACAGAAUGCAGCAGCCAAGCUGUUACCUGACCAGCCCGUUCCUGCCUCAUAACACCCAUUCUCUACUCCCUUCACCGGCUGCCUGUAAGAUGACAAAUCUAUUUCAUAAUUAGCUAACUGACCUUCCCAGCCCAACAUUACAUGGUCCAAGGUACUAGAAGCAGCUUCUGCCUCCUUACUGACAGAACAAAAUGUAAGUUGCUCAAAUCAAUUAGGAAGUACAAUUCAGGUGCAUGAAAGGGAGGGGGUAGUCUGGCAAGAAAUACAU
Molecule: messenger RNA, 3341 nt
Organism: Pseudophryne corroboree (corroboree frog)
Lineage: Eukaryota; Metazoa; Chordata; Amphibia; Anura; Myobatrachidae
Product: zinc finger protein 260-like
Exons: 6
Coding region: 199-2343 (714 amino acids)
Biological process (GO): regulation of transcription by RNA polymerase II
Cellular component (GO): nucleus
Molecular function (GO): DNA-binding transcription factor activity, RNA polymerase II-specific; RNA polymerase II cis-regulatory region sequence-specific DNA binding
Source: RefSeq, a predicted model, not a curated record